This is a messenger RNA of Cinara cedri, 10727 nucleotides long. NCBI's taxonomy places the organism in Eukaryota, Metazoa, Arthropoda, Insecta, Hemiptera, Aphididae. The record is from the annotation of a GenBank genome assembly.
UUUACAAGGUCAGUAAUGUAACAUUCAACAAAGGGGCAAUUAUGAACGCCGCUUUUUUGACGGUGUAUCGUAGUUACGGCUUACGCGGUGAUAAUGACUGGGAUAGGGGACUGUAUGGAUGCUACGUCUUCCAUGACGUAGAUAUGUUGCCUGAAGAUGACAGGAAUAUGUACAGUUGUCCUGAGUAUCCAAGGCAUUUGUCUGUGGCUGUGAAUGAGUUUAAAUACCAGUAAGUACAUCGCAAAACAGUAAUUACAUAUUUCCAUUUUUCGAGUUGAUCUAUAUACAUAUUGGUAAUGAAUUUAGUAAUGAAUAACUUAUCACUUGGUGAUGACUGGUAAUGUUUACAUAAUACCUACAAGAUAUCGUGGUUUCGGACUAUGUAUAUUAAAUUCGAUAUUAUUUUCUUACAGAUUACCUUACCACCAAUUGGUAGGCGGUGUAUUCAGCAUAAGACCUGAACAUUUUUUUCUGGUCAACGGAUAUUCUAAUCUAUUCUGGGGCUGGGGUGGCGAGGAUGACGACAUGGGAUAUAGGUUUGCAAUGGCUGGCCCUUUAAAAAUUGAAUAAAUUAUUAUAAUUAUUAUUUAACAUUAUUCGGCACAGAUUGGAACAGGUUGGGUUGCCAAUAACACGGCCACCGGAACAUCUCGGGCGAUACACAAUGGUCAAGCAUGUUAAGCGGAAACCGCUUGCCCAUGCUGUACGAUUAAAGCUUGUGUACACCAGUCAAAAACGCUUCCGAUCUGAUGGGCUAAACACACUUAAAUAUGAAGUGUUCCGGAUUGACACGGAAAAACUUUAUACCAGGAUUCUGGUGGAUGUCGGCGAUAUGCCGGAUUACGUACGGUCAUUUGAAGUCAAACGGACUAAUGCUGCUUCUCCGUUCAAGAGAAAAUGGACGUAAUAAUUUGUUAUGAUAUGAUAAUAUUUUUUGCUAAAUGUUUAGAUGGUAUUUUCCAUAAUAUUAUAUUUUUCUAUAGUGUCUUACUCGUUAAAUUUACUUCCAAUAUUAUUAUACCAAUUUCAAUUUUCUUCCUAUAUAUUAUUUAGUUUUUAAAAUCUAAUCAUUGUGAUUUGAACCUAUAGUGUUUAAACAAUGUGUAUAAAAAUUAUAUUAUUUUUAAUAUAUUAACAUGUUCGAUUGUGUAAUUUUAACAGAUUACUCAAUUAUUUUUGUACUUACCUAUAUUUACAGUUUACAAAUUAACAGUACUCCAGAGUAUUUUUUAGAAUAAUAGUUUAUUAUAUAAUUUAAUCUCUUAACAAAAAUGAAGACUCAAUAUAUGUAUUUUAAAAAUUGUAUUUUUAUAUGCCGGUAAUUGUUCAUCUUAAUACACAUUUCUUAGCUCCAAAUAUUACAAUUAUUCAAAUGUGAGUAAUCUAAUAUUUUAAUAAUUGUGUUCAAUACAGUCUAUGUAAAUAAGUACUCAAAAGUAAAAAUAUUAACUUGCUUGACAAAAUAAAAUGAAGUAGUAAGUAGUAAAAUAAAUACAAAUUAAAUAACAUUAAAAUCACAAAUAAAAUAAAAUAAAUAUUCCAAUUUCAAUUAUUUACAAUUUAUGCAUUAUAAUUAUAAACAUUAAAUAUACAUGAAGUCAUGUUUAAAUACAUUAGGAACUAAAUAUAAUAGCUUAAACAUUUUAUUAAAAUAAUGAUAAACAAAACUUUUAGAUUUAUAUAUUUGUAUAUGUUACAAUUGGGCAAUUUAAAAUAUAAAUAGAUAAAUUAAAAAUAAUAAUACUAAUAUUACUAAAAGAAUUGAAAAACAUUAAAUCAAUGCAAAGUAAGUAGUACCUUUAAAAUAUUUAUGAAUAAUUCUGUACAGUAAUAGAAAGGGUUCGAAUGAAAUCAUUGUUUAAAGAUUUUAAACAGAAUAUUAACUAAAUAAAUGAAAUGAUUUUGACAGGCUCAAUAAAUAAAUGCACACAUUUUAGUUUAAUUAAACUUUAAAAACGUUUUUAAGGAACUGAUGAAUAGAUAAACAACCAACAGUUUCACAACUUAAAGUGAUUGAUAUAAAUGGUGAAGCUGGAGCUCAGUUAAGGAGGGGGGGCAGUUUAAAACUUAUAUUUUAUUACUGAUAAACAAUAGCUAUGGUUAAAACAUAGCCACUAAAAAAUGCCAAGGGGGUGAUCCACUCAACGUCCCCUCACAGCUAUGCCACUGAUUGAGCUGUUAGUUAAACAGUAGCAUGACAAAUAAAUAACAAAGGUAAGGUGUAUUCAACAACAUAAACUACUAUAAAAUUAAAGUACAACAAUAGUUUAAAGAUGAAAUAAAUUUUGCAGUAUGAACAUUUUUGUGGAAAUUAUAAUGAAAUGUUAAGAUCUAAAAUGUUCUUUAAGCUACAUCUUUAAUUUGCAUUUGUAAUGAUAUUUAUACCAGUUUAGAUUUUACAAAAAAAUAUGAAUGCUACUGGUAUUAAGUAUUAUAUAAGCCAAAAUAACAACUAAAGGUAAUCCAUCUUUCUUUCUUUUUUUUUUUUAAAUAAUUGGCUUUAAAUUAAUAGUUUCUAUUUUCUAUAAGUAAUAUUAUAAUUACAAUUAGUUGAAGUCGGAUGUAUAACGGCCUAAUACAAUUGUUUUAAGCAUAUGUCCAACUUCACUUGGAUCAUGCAAUGCUUCAGCCAACAUUUUUUCCACAUUUCUCAUGAUAACCAUUUUUUGAUAAUCUUGCAGAGGGUAUUCGAUUUUUUCAACAGAACCCGCCUAAACAAAUUUAAAAUUAUUAGUGUUGGUUCUGCACAAUAUAACUCAGAUUAUGUGAUUUACUUUGAACCAAAAGUUAAUAGAAACUGUAUAACUUCCUUCCAUUAGUGAUUCAACAUGGUGGAACCAAUACAUAGGUAUAUACAAUACAUCUUCAGGCUCGACAACGACUUCAUAGCCACACGCAUCUUUAAAUUUUGGAAAUUUUGUAUAAUCUGGAUUAUCAAAAUCCACCUAAAAAUUAUAACUAAGUCAGUAGUUAUUUAUAUUAUUUUUCAAUGAAAUUUUAUGUUACUUGACUUUGUCUAUCAUAAGGAUGAUGAACCGGGUGUGGAUACAAACAUUCAAACUGACUGGGUGGAAAUAAAAUGAAUCUUUUAUAACCUCGAAUGCAAGCAAACAUAUUUUGUUGUUCAUCAUAAUGACAUGGAGUAACGUUACCUAUAACAUACCAAAACAGUAAUCUAAAUAAUUAAAACGUUUAAAUUGUAUACUGUAGUACCUAUUUAAAUUUAAUCAUUAAGUUUUUUUUUUUUACAUUAUUAUAAUUUGAUUAAAGAUUUAUCUUGAAACAUGAUUUUUAAAUUCCAAUCUGUACAUGUGAGUUCAAUGCUCACAGUUUUGGACUUUCGACUAUACAAAUUGAAAUAUUUUUUUUAUUAAUUUUAGUUUUACAGGUAAAACAGAAAAAAGCAAAUAAUAUAUUUGUUGUUGAAAAUUACACACUGAUAUAACUAUAGUCUAUAAUUUAAUUAAUUUUUUUCCUUGUAACCAAUUGAACCAAAAUUGAAUUCAUGUCUAUACAUCAUAAAUUAAGUGUAGGAAAAAAAAAUGAAAUGGACAAAUCUUGAUGAAUCAAUAGAUACAACUCUAAAUCUGUCAGUUUUUGAGAACUUUACUUAAACUAAAAAAGGUAUUUUUUUUUUUUUAAAUAUUAGUAUACAUAUACUAAUUGUUUUAUGUUUAAACUUUAAAGUAUAUACUCCUAUAAUUUUUUAUUUAAAAUAUACCUUCUUGUGCUAUUAAAAGAAGAUUAGAUGUCAGGGUACCCCAUUUGCAUAAUUUUUGUUUCGACAUAAUCCAAUCCCAAUCAAACAUGACAAAAUCUCUAACAAUACGUUGCCCAAUUGAAUUGUUCAAUACUUGUUGCAAGUACAAUCUGAAAAAUAUAAUAUUCUUUUAAUACUGCAUUUUCACUGACUAAAAGAAUAAUUUUAUAUUAAUAAUUAUGAAUUUGAACUAGUGUAUAUUUGUUGACUUCUUAUAUAAACACACACAAAAUUGUUAAUAAUACAAUCAUUUAAUUUAUUUUUUUAUUUUUGAAGCUUCUAAAUGAAUAGUUUUCAUUCUUCAAGAAAAUAAUAUGAAAGCUAAAAUAAAAUAUUCUGUGUACAGAGUAUUGGUAAACAAUGGCAAAUCCUUAUCACAGAAAAUAUAUUAUACAAGUAAAUGUAUAAUACAUAAACAAAUGAUUAAAUAGAAAACAAAUAAAAUAAUGAUCUUUAAAUUUCUUUUGACAAUUUUAGAAUUGGAGGGGAGAGAGGAAUGUAUUGUUUUUUUUUUUUUUUUAUUAUUUGUGAAUAAAUUUUCUACCAUAAAUCUCUCUGAUAUUCAAAUGUAGUACCUUUUCUGAAAGGAAAUUUUUUCUAAGCGGUACUUUAAAAAGGCCAUUUUUUGAUUUUCUGAGGUUUUUCUUAUAAUAUGGAAAAAAUAUAUGUAUACAUAUAAAAGAAAUUUUGCUCCGAAUUGAUUUUUAUUAGCAAUGGUUUAGCGCUGCGUACAUAUAUAAAUUAAAUUACCCUCUUUAUCCUACCUUCCCAACUUUUCACCAACAAUAGUGGUUCACCCAUCAGUUGAAGUAUGUUAGUCUUUUUACAUUGAAAAUUAAACUAAAUUAUUAUAAUAUAAUAAGUAUACAAUAACAAAGAAGUACAAUGUACCUAUUAUUUAUUAUAAUUUUACUUAAGGUCAUUUUAUAGAUUUAAUAAUAACGUAAGAAAAAUAACUACAUAUCUAACUAUAGAAAUUAAGUAAAAUACCAUUAUUUAACAAUGUAGAGAAAGAUGAUAAUAACAAAAUAAUAUAUCAAACAAGAAAAUUAAAGACUUAUAACUAUAUCAAGAUCAAAAUGUGACAUUAAGUAAAUCUACAUAAAUAAAAGUCUUAAAAUCUUAAGUAAAUAAAAAAAUUAUAUUAAAAAAACUCUUAUAGAUAAUUACGUUGAAGAAAAGAAAAUCUUUGAUGGGAUAUAUAUAAAAGAUAUUCAUGAAAAUGAUAUUAUAUAUGCAUAUUUAUAAUGAAAAAGUACGAAUACAAUACAUUUCAUCAUAGGCACAUAUUUUUUGACAGUAAAACAAAUUGCAUAAUUUUAGUAUAAAUACUUGAAAAAAUUAAUUAUUUCAAAUAACAAGAAGUUAUUUAUGAGUGAAAUAAAAAAAUAUGCGGUAGUUGUGUAAGUAUAUUAAUAUGGGGUUUAACUAUAUAAUAAGUUAAGUAUUAAUUCUUCAAACUAAUAAUAGUAUACAGAAAUAUGGUCAACAACUAAGUAUUUAAACAAUAAUGAAUCAAACUGAUUACAAACGUUGAAUUUGAUGAACAUUAUUGGAAAAUUAAUUACUAAAUAAUAAACUAUGCAUAGUCUUUAAAUUGCAUUACAUAUAAUAUGCAACAGUAUAUUCUGAUGUAUAUUACAGCACUAUGGGUAUUUUCAUAGAAUAGUUUUAGUCCCAGGUUUAUAUUAUGGCUGCUAUGUGGUGAACACAUAUUAGAAUACGUACAUAUAUAACAGCAGUAAUGAUACAGAACAGUUAUUGGUACCAAUAUAACUAUAGUUUACUUAUCAUAGACAUACACAAUUUAGUAAAGUUAAAAUAAUAGAUUUUUAACAAAUAUUUAGAUGGUUUAAAUUUAUUUAUAUAUUUUAGAAUUAUUAAGAAUUUGGUAAUGUACUGUGCUAAAAUAACAAAACUGUGCAUAAUUGGCAUUAAAACAAAUUGAUAUUGUUUUUAAAUUAUAACAAACACUAUUAAAAGUAAAAAGUUCAUAAAAUAAUUGUAUGUACUGUGAUUACAACUAUUUAUUUCUAAACUUAAUGGUCACUGGUAGUUUUUAUUUUUAAUAAUAUUUUAAUGUUAAUGAGAAGUAUAUAAUAUAGAUUAAUUUUAAAUAAAACAUCAAAAUUAAGAUUGACCAUGUUGCAUGAUGGUAGGUAUACGCAAAUAUAGAAUUUCACUUAAAAGCAAAAAGAUAUGUACUAUAUUAAUAUGUAAUAUAUUAAUAUUAAUUGGUACAAUUUUCAAUUAUUACAGCAAACUAUCUAUGGCAUGGUUACUAUGUCCAUUGAAUUGGUUCCAGUUAUAAAUAGUUAUGUAACACAUUUUUAAGCUUGGAUAGCUUGUCUAUACCCUGGAUUUUUACUGAAACCCGUUACAUUAAUAUCUAAAUAUUUGAAAUCAAUAAGUAAAUAUAUACAAAAUAUUAUUAAAAAUAUACUUUAGGAUGCUUGAUUAUUUAACAACAAAUUAUACAAAAGGAAUAAAAUAUAAAGUACUUAAUUAAAUUAAAUAAAAUUGUAAUAGGUACAAUAAAUAAUAUAAUAAUAUAACAAUGAAAUAAUAACAUAAAUCUAACUUGAAUUUUUAAUUUUAAAAUAUUAGUAGAUAUUUAUAUUAAUUCAUUUUGUAAUUAUAAUUUGUCAAUCCAUGUUCUUAUAAAAUAUGUACAUACAUAAGAUUAGGUGUAUAAUAUGUAACCAUACAAUUUUUCAAAUGAGAAUGCACUAGGCGGCAGACAAAAAAAGGUCAAAACUCGCACAUGUGUGUCCCAUUUCCCGCAGUUUCAGCCGCCGUUGAUUGUAACACCAAUUAUACGGAGUGAGCUGUAUUAACACAACAUUUAACGGUUGUUCGUACGCGUCAAUGAUUACAUAUUAAUGUAUAGAAAAAAAAUGUUUUGUAGUGUGACCAGUAUGAUAUAGUAGAUAAUAAGUUGUCAAUAAAUGAAUUAAAUCUCUGUAUGCACAGCAGCAGUGACGAUAAUAACUAACCGAUUAUAAAACAAAUACUCAUUCUGUGAAAGUGGCAUGUUGUUCCGCUGCUGAUAGCAAUGAGCAAAGGGGGGCAUUCUCAUUUGAAAAAUAGUAUAAUUAUUAUUUACAAACAUGAUAAUGUAGUCAAGAAAUAUUUAAAAUGUUUUUAAAUAAUAUGCCUAAUUAAAUAUUAUAUUAUUAUAAAUUUCCAAUGGGUUUAUUAUAAAUGAUUAGGUUAAAAUCAUAUUUUUAAUAAAUAGUAUUACUUAAUUUUAAUUUUCUUCUCCUUCGCCUUCAUCCCAGCUAUUUAAGAGUUAGCUACCCUUGUCCUAAACCUCUACUUAAACCAAUCACUCACAUCGUCCUAGCAUACACCCAUUGUUCUCAUAUUAUUCUUAAUUGUAUCCAAUUACCUAUUUUUUAGUUUUCAUUUCCCCCUACAUUUAUUUUAAUUACAAUUCCUAAUGCUUCUAAUUCCUUUCUCCUCUUAAAAUACCCAAAUCAUAUCAGUCUAUUUCCUCUCAUUUUGUCUACUGUUGAAGUCACAUCUAAGCUAUUUAUGUACUCAUUGCUUAUCUUAUCCACACAUCCACCUAAGUAAUCUCUCACACUCAUUCUCUAUUCUAUUUUUCAAUGUGUCCCCCAACACUCCAACAAUGCACAGUAUAUUCAGUCUCAUCACACUUCUGUAGAACUUAACUUUAAUUCUCGUUGAAAUUCUCUUGUCACAUAAAACACCUCACAUUUAUCUUUACUUUCUCCAACCACAUUUAAUCUUAUAAUUCAAAUCCUUGUUUAAGUCACUGUUGUUUAGUACAAAAAGUCCUAGAUAUUUAAAACCCUCAAUCUCACUAUUACAUCACCACUUAUUGUUAUUAGUUCCCUUAUCCUGAUCUUCCAAAUGUAUACAUUAUAUACUUCUACUUAUACUUAGUCCUUUUUCUUCAAGUGCCACUUUUUAUUCCUCAAGCCUAUCUCAUUAAUGCGCCCACAUCAGAAUCUCUCUCGGCACUCUGCCAUAAGCCUUCUCAAAAUCUAUAAUAAUACCUAGACAUAUAUUUUUCUUCUCUCUGUACUUUUCUACAAUAGGUCUCACAUAAAACAACAGUUGCAUAGUUAAUUUUCCUGGCAUAAAACCAAAUUAGUUCUUGGAUAUUGAUUUUUCAAUUUAAUUCUCUUUUCUAUAAUUCUUUCCCAAAUUUUCAUACUAUGACUCAUAAAUUGUAUUCUAUAAUUUCUCCAGUCUUGUAUAUCUCCCUUUCCCUUAAAUAUAGAUAUUACAAAACUAUUGUGCCACUUGUCUGACAUUUUCCCUUCUACUAACAAUUUAUUGAAAACAAUCUUUACCUUUCAAACCUAUCAGACUUCCAUUUCACAAAACACUUCUCUCUAAUGCCUCGCUAUUAAAUAAUUAUUUUAAUUAUUGUUAUUUUAGAAUUCUCUUUUUGUAUAUACAUAAUAGGUAUACAAAUAAAUAAAUAUAUAAAAAUGAGUACCAUUGGGGUAGUUAUUAUUAAAUAUUUCUUUUUUUACCAACCUUAUACUUUAUAAUUCAAAUACUUAAUAUAAAAUAUAUAAAUCACUGACCAGCUGUAUGAUACUAAAAUUUGUGACUGACAACAAAAAGAACUUUGGGCUAAUUUCUAAAUUUAUUGAAUAAUUAUGAAUUUAUAUUUAAUUGUAGAUGAGUAAUAUUAUUAUUAAUGGACCAAAUGAAGACAAUUUGCUAAAAAUUUAGAUACAAUUAGCGAAGAAUUUUUUAAUUUAUUAGUAAAAUAUUACAUUAUAUUCUAAUUAUUAAUUUGUUAAUAUCUUAUAUUAAUAAUUCAGACUCAAGACCUAAAAUAUCCUUGCAUUUAAAAAUUGUAUAGCUGUUUAUUACUGUUUAACAGGGUUUAUGAAGUUAAUUAUAACUUAAAUUUAUUUAUUUUUUUUAAUUUUAAUUUGUAAUUCUAUUUUUAUGUCUAGAAUUUUAAAUAAAUAUUGGAGGUAUAUUAAAACAAAAGAAAUAUGUACAUUUAAUUUGAAUGAAUUGAUACAGUAUAAUUAAUUUUAGGGAAACAGUUUUUAUAAUAUUGAUUAAUUUACAUAUUUGGAUAAAAAAUAUUUUAUUAAUAACAGUUUAAUUAAUCAAACGCACACGAUGUAGUCUAAUAUAAAUCUCAAAAUCCCAAAUCAUGCCUAAAUCAAAAAACAACUUUACAAUAGGAAAUUAUUUUAAAAAACAAAGAAAAUAAUUUGAUGAUGAAGGUCAAAUGUCUGAUAAAUUUGUAUUACCAAAGAAUAAUUUAGAAAAUAUCAAACAACCACAAAGUUUUUUUUAAAUUAGUGGAAUUUGUAUCAAAAAAUCAAAACAUAAUGUUUUUAAAAAUUAAAUUUAUACAAGUAUUUGUUACACAAAUUAUUUUUACAUAAAUAAAUAUGUUGUAUAUAAAUUUAUCAAUUAUUAUUGAUGUGGUUACGUUUGGAAAAAAUAUGAUGAAUAAAGUCAAUAAAGCAAUUGAAUUUUAAUUCAAAAUUAUUAAUGUACAAAUCCGAUUUUAAUAAAAUGAAUAAUUGAAAAUCAUAAAAAAUAUGCCUGAAGAACCUAUUAAUUUUUUGAUUUACCAUUAACGUUUAAAAAUAAAAUAACAAAAUUGUGUUAUUUUUUUCAUUUAUACUUACUUCUUCAAAUUAAAUUUUAGGCAGAAUAUAUUUACAACCAAAAUAUGUACAAUCCAUGUGUUUCUUCACCAUCGUAUAAAAACCCAAAAGUAGCUAACAGCCUCAACAAACACCUGUUAUGAUUUACAAAGUAUCAUUAUACGUGUGUAUGUUUGUAAUAUAUUUGUUAUUAUUUUAUUAUUCCCUAUACAAUUAAUAAGCAUUUUAAUAAUAUCAAGAAAGUGUUAAUUAUUUUGUUAGUAGUAAACAUAAAUUUUCUUUUAGUUUAAAUAACUCCACGUCUUAAAAAUGAUAAGAUUUAUAAAUUGAUUGAUAUUUUACAAUUACUAAUAUACUUUCUAUUAUAUUUAAGCUACUUUUAAAAAUACAAGUUGUCAUUGAAAUGAUAAUAUUAUUACCUGGAAUCUCCCUUUUUCCAAUUCGUUAUUUUUUCGGCAAACUCUGAAAACGUCAUGGGACUAGGUCGACUAAUUGGUUUGAAUGUCAUAUUUGGAGUAAUUUUCUUUUGAUCAUAAUAUUUGAAUUCAUGAUUUUUGGAUAUCAUAACAUUGCAGCACACUGAACUCAUAUGCUGCUUCAAAUAAUCUAAAUCCCAGUUCACCACACGAGAAACUAAUUUGGACCCUCUAAUAAGUACUGGCUUCUAAAUAAUUUACAAUAGAAAAAAUAAAUCUUAUUUUUUGUAACACAAUACAUUCAAAAUUUAAAAAAAAAUCAUUAUUAUUUUUAAUAGUUCAACUCGUUUAAAUUAAACAAAUUUGAUUCAACAGUUUUUAGAAUAUUGUCUACAAUCAGUUGAAAUUGAUAAAAAGUGGUUAAUAUUAGAACGAAAAAAUUAUAUCUGAAAUAUUAUGAAAAAUUAGUUUAAAAAUAGUAGCAUAACACAAUGGAAUGAAAUUAUGUACUUAAUUGCUAUAUAUUAUUUAUACUACUAUGUAGUUAACAAAAGGCAAAAAGUUGUUGAACAAAUUAUAGUGAUGUGACUACUUACAUUACUACUGAGAAAAGAAUCCAAUUUUAUAUCAUCAUAUUGUAAAAUAGGUAUUUUUUCCAGUUUAAUGUUGUACUUUCUAAACUGACUUUCAGUCCACCCUGCCAUUAGGCUAAAUGUGUAAAUAACCAAAUAAUAGUAAAACAAAAUAUUAUUAUCGUACUUAGGAAUAAAAUAACAUUUCAAAAUCAACACACAAUUAAGUAGUUUACAAUUUAAACAAUUAUUUUAAAACAUUGGUCAGUGGUCUACGUGCAAAAAAUCACACAGUCACGACGGGCAAAUUACAUAAACUAGACAUGAAAACAUAAACAUUUUGUUUACUAAAAGUGCC